This is a messenger RNA of Enterospora canceri, 537 nucleotides long. The record is from the annotation of a GenBank genome assembly. Lineage: Eukaryota; Fungi; Microsporidia; Enterocytozoonidae.
AUGAAUCCAUUAGACGAAAUUAGCAUCAAGGAAUUCGUGCUUGAUUCAUAUUCAAAUGGCGAGUUCAGCAAAUUCUCAUUUGGUGACGUGGAAGAGCAGUACACCUGCAUCAUAUUCUACCCACAGGACUUCACAUUCGUCUGUCCAACUGAGCUAAGGAAGAUCUCGGAACUCAACCAGCAGUUUCUGGACCUGAAGACACGGGUUGUCUGCUGCUCGAAUGAUUCAAUUCACUCCCACAAGGCGUGGUCAAAUCGAUCUGUUCACGAUGGUGGAUUGGGGCCAAUGAGCAUUCCAAUGCUCAGUGACAAGAACAACAAGCUGUCGAAGUAUCUUGGUCUCUUCAACGAGAAGGAGGGCUACGUCUGCAGGUCCACGCUGAUCUACGACAACAAGAAUGGGACUGGGAAGUAUCUCAGCGUGUACGACGAUGCCAUUGGAAGGUCGUCCUUUGAGUUGAUGAGGCUGCUGGAGGCAUUCGACUUCAACGAGGUGCAUGGGAACGUAUGUCCAAUUGACUUCAAACGAGCUAAUUAA